Molecule: messenger RNA, 1581 nt
Organism: Capronia coronata CBS 617.96
Lineage: Eukaryota; Fungi; Ascomycota; Eurotiomycetes; Chaetothyriales; Herpotrichiellaceae
Exons: 7
Coding region: 1-1581 (526 amino acids)
Biological process (GO): transmembrane transport
Cellular component (GO): membrane
Molecular function (GO): transmembrane transporter activity
Source: RefSeq, a predicted model, not a curated record
AUGGCGCACUCCGUCGAGCCUGGGCCUGCCGGGCCCGUUCCUUUCCAAAGGGCCACCAAUACCAACAAAGAAACCAUCUCCAUGGUCGAGAACGUUGGAGGCUCCGGCUGCUCCGGCGAAGACAAAGACAAAGAGGCGGGUCCUGGCGUUGGCGUCGGCGUCACGUUCGGCGGUGACGACGCAGAACCUAUCGACAAGGCAGUCGAGCGUCGACUGAAGCGGAAGUUGGACUUUGUUAUCCUACCGGCCCUGUCAAUUGUCUAUUUUCUCAGCGCCAUGGCACGAUCUGAUCUCGGCAAUGCCAAAGUCGCCGGCCUCGAACAAAGCAUUCCCUUGACCGCACGACAAUACUCCAACAUCUCCAGCAGUUUCCUCGCUGGAUAUGUCGUCUUCCAACUCCCGGGAACGGUGCUUAUCAAGAAAAUCGGCCCUCCCUUUCAAUUCGCCGGUGCCAUGUUACUGUGGGGAGCCGUCACAACCGCUUUGGUGGCAUGCACUUCCUACAGCGACCUGAUGGGACUCCGCUUCCUGGUUGGGGCUGCUGAGGCUUACGUUCAAGGAUCGACUCUGUAUUUGAGCUUCUGGUAUACAUAUCCUGAGCUGGUGACUCGUGGAGCAAUCAUCUACAGUACAUCGGCACUUGCUGGAGCCUUCAACGGACUGAUCGCGUACGGCAUCCAGGAGAAUCUCGCCCACAAAGCCCCGUGGAAGCCGUGGCAGUGGCUCUUCAUUAUCGAGGGAAUCAUCCCGAUGGUCUAUUCCUUGAUUGUCCUGGCUGUACUACCUGCCACUCCCGACCGAGGCCAGUGGUUGUUCACCAGGGAAGAGAUCGAGGUCGCUCGAAAACGCAGUCGAGCCACUCACAACCACGCCGACCAAAGGCUACGAGUCAACCUCCUCUGGAAACCUCUGAUCGACCCCAAGUUCUGGCUGAAUGCUGUCAUGUACUCCUGUGCACACUUUGCUUCCGGUUCCUUGCCGAACUUCCUGCCGGCCAUCAUCAGGGGGUUCGGCUACACAUCGAUCAAGGCCCAGCUGAUGAGCGUCGUUGUUUAUGCAUGUUCAUUCGUGUCAAUCUUAUUCUGGGCCUUCCUGGGAGAGAGAUACAAUCGCCGUGGCUACCCGAUCGCCGCUUGCUCCUUGGUCGGAGCCAUCGGAUUUCUCCUCCUCAUCACAUUGACGGAAAACAAAGUCAGGAUGUUUGCGGCUUGUCUGAUGGUUGCUGGCGUGUUUCCGGCCAUACCAUUGAUUCUGUCAUGGACCACCGCCAAUAUCGCCGGAUAUACCAAGAGGAGUGCAGCCAUAGCCAUGGUCAAUAUAGUCGCACAAUGUACUGGCAUUGGCGGAAACCAGGCAUAUAGCGAUCCCCCCAUCUAUCGAAAAGGAAAUGCCUCAGCAAUGGCAUUGUGUUUCCUGCUCGGCGUUUGUGCAUUGGCGCAGAUCUGGUAUGCGAAAUACCUGAAUAAGAAGAAAGCAGCCUUGAAGGCAAGCCUGAGUCCAGAGGAGCUGCAACGGCUCAGGGAUGGUCAGGUCUUUGACAUUGUAGGCGACGAGCACAUUGACUUUGUCUAUUUGCUGUAG